Messenger RNA from Bolinopsis microptera, 2868 nucleotides. Its product is annotated as BRCA1-associated RING domain protein 1-like. The record is from RefSeq and is a predicted model, not a curated record. Bases 23 to 2413 code for a protein of 796 amino acids. Gene Ontology annotation, molecular function: ubiquitin-protein transferase activity; protein binding. Gene Ontology annotation, biological process: protein K6-linked ubiquitination. Gene Ontology annotation, cellular component: BRCA1-BARD1 complex; BRCA1-A complex. The transcript is spliced from 2 exons. Lineage: Eukaryota; Metazoa; Ctenophora; Tentaculata; Lobata; Bolinopsidae.
GUUCAAAGGCGCACAGCUGCUGAUGGCGCAAAUAAAAUGGGUCAACACAGUGACCUCUAUAAAGAAUUUGCUAUCCUCACUUACUUGCUCGCUCUGUUCUACCAUCAUGAAAAAGCCAGCUAGUGGAGGAUGUUCUCACAUGUACUGCCAUGACUGCAUCAUGAACCAUUGUGAAGCUUUAGGUGAAUUUCGUUGCCCUGAGUGCAGACAUCCAUUUUGGAGAAAAGACUUGCACAUUCAUCAUGAGAUAGAUCAGAUUAUAAACUUAUGUGAAGAUGUGUUGCCAAAAUUUGAAGCAGAUUUCAAUGACACUAAUCCCAGGGACUGUUCAGAAGACAUUUUAGAACAGGAAAACAAUAAAACAGGAAACUUCUUAAAACAGUCUUCUUUGAGGGAGGAAGGGGGUGUUGAGAAAGAAACUGUUGCCAAUAUUGAUGUGGAUGAUGGUGUAAAUAUUUUAGAUGAUGAAAAAGCACCCUUAUUCCAUACACCUCCAGAUAAUGAUCAAGAUGACCCAGACUCAUUUGUUACUGCUAGUAAUGAAAGCCCCAAGCAGCCAGUUCCAAACACUGAUCUUCAACAUUCUGGUAUAGCUGGUUCCUCUUGCAGGACAUUGAAUUUGGAUCAGCAGCCAGAACAAUACUCCAAUUUAAAUUCUAUAUUUGAUGACUCAAAUGACGAUGCAGAUGAUCUUCCAGUAUUUGAUUUGAUUUUAGAGAUUAAAAGCAGUUCGGAAUCGCAUAGCAAUAUUGAUGCAGGUAAAGGUAAAGAUAUGCACAAGGUUUCAUUACCAACUACUCCAAUCGAAAAUGUGAGUCAGAAAUCUUGUCAUGUAAAACCUGUUGGAAGAACAUACUCCAUGAGAAAUAGGCAUAAAUGUCCCAAAGUACCUGUCCACAAUGUUGUAGAUGAUGACUCUCAGAUAUCAAACUGGCUUAAGAAUAGUGUCCUUUUUGAAGAGAUUGAUAAUGUUUUGGAACCAGGAAAUGACCAAAAAUCAAAAGCAAGAAGAACUAGGAAGAGCUCAUCAUCAAUAAAAAUUGAUGAACUUAUUACGGAUAGUGACAAAGGUUUAAAAGUUCCAACAAAAAAACUGGAGAGAAAAGAUGAUUUUAAAGGUUCAAUGAGCACAAGAAGUAAAAGGAGCAGUUCUUCCUCAAUAAAAAGUGAUCUUCCAAAAACACCUGUGAUUAAGAGAAAAAGUUCUGAAAACAAAGCAAAGCCAAAAAGAGUGAAAACAUCUCCUGCAACAAUUCCUUUGUCUGAAAUCAGAACUCCACAGGCAAUUAUCAAAACACCUCGUUCUAAACAAACAGCUGCAAGAACUCCUAAAACACCUACAUCGACUCCAAGAAACAAGAGGAAUCAGAAGGGUGAAACCUUACUUCAUAAGGCUGCAAUAACAGGUGAUUUUGAGAAGCUUAAGUCACUGUUGGUUGAAAACGAGAUUGAUGUGAACAGUAAAGAUAAUGCUGGAUGGACCCCUCUUCAUGAGGCCUGUAUCAAGAGGCAUGUUGAUUGUGCAAGACUUCUCCUGAAGCAUGGGGCCCAGAUUAAUGCUAAAGCAGAAAAUCAUGAUACACCACUUCAUGAUGCCUGUGCUAAAGAUGCUGUCGAUAUCAUUGAACUUCUUCUUGAAAAUGGAGCAUGUAAAAUACUUAAAAACCUAGAUGGCUAUACCCCUGUAGAUUGUGCUCAGUCAGAUAAAGCACUACAAUUACUGGACAAAGCAACAAGUGCUCAGAAUCUGUCUGUACUAGAUGAAAAUCAUCCUCCUGAAGAAUCCAUGGAGGAUGUCGUCAUAGCUUUUUCUGGAGUACCAAAUGCUAAAUUUGGAAAGUACCAGAAGAUGAAAGGACUGACUUUUAAAACAGUAGAAGAAGUGACAAACCAAGUUACCCAUUUAGUUUGUGCAAUAGACGAGAAUAGCUGUUGUAAACGUACAAUAAAGUUUAUGAAGGCUAUGGCACUGGGUGUAAUAAUCGUUUCAGUCAGAUGGUUGGAUGAGUGUGCCAAGUCAUCAAGUUGGAUAAAUCCCUUGGAAUAUGUGGUAAAAGGAGCUUUGAAUUCUGCCAAAGGUGCUCCACUAAAAUCAUUUUCAGAUCAGAAAAACGGUGUUCCAAGACUGUUUACUGGCUUAACCUUUUUCAUUGACAAUAAAAAUAAUACAAAAAAUCUCAGCAAGGAUGUUAUCUCUGAUUUAAUUCAGUCGGCUAAUGGCAAAUUGUUGAGCAGGGCCCCAAAAGAGCCUGCUUUAAAAAAGACUAAAGUAUACCAUGCCGAAGAAGACUCAAUUCUCCAUCCUCAGUCUACUAUCAUUAUUAGUGAGAGCCAAACAUCAACUGAAUUAUUGGUAAAAUCAACGAAAUGGAUCAUGGAUUGUAUUUCAAGUUACAUGUUGAUCGAACAAUGAGCCAUUAUUCAUUAAGCUAUCUUCUUUUUAAGAGUUUGUGAUAAAUUCCACUAUUCAUUUUGUAUUCAAUAGAUUCUAAUUGUUAUUUUGAAAUUUAUUUUUAAUCUUCUGACUGUACAGUAUAACCUCAUAUUCUUUAUCUUGGUACAGCUGUUUCCUCAAUAAUUACAUGUUUGGACGUUUGCAAAUAAUUUUCUUUAGCAGACCAAAUUAUUAAUUGAUCAUUUUAGUAUGAUUACAGUUCUGAGUUAAAAGCAUGUGAAUAUGUAGUAGCCUUUAGGUACAAACUCAAACCUGUAAUGUUUACAAAAUGCUGAAGCUUAAUUAUCAAAGUUUCUUACUAUAUACUGAUUAGCAUAGCCCUUAAUCAUGGCCAUGUUCAAUUUGCAUUCGUAAAAUACUUAACAAUAUCAGUAUGUAAUUAUUUAGUUCAAGGUUUUUUAUUUCUAAAUAUA